Effrenium voratum is the source of this 644-nucleotide messenger RNA. Lineage: Eukaryota; Dinophyceae; Suessiales; Symbiodiniaceae. The record is from the annotation of a GenBank genome assembly.
GCAGGCGCUGGGUUCAUCACCCCUCACAGCUCCCAGUUCUGGCAGAGCAACGCCGUGACUCUCAAGGACGUGGAGGUGAACGGAGAGGUGGCAAUCGGUGCUUUGGCGGCUUGUGGAGAUCGGCGCUUGGCAGAUGGCACGCUUGCAGCUGCAGCUUUGCAGUUCUAUAAAGCCAACAACGCAGCGCCGUCUCCCGAUGUCGGGAACUCGCACGAGGACCUUGAGCUGUGGGCCAAGAAGCAAGGCGCAGGCGCUCGUCGCUUGGCCAGCCGCUUGAAAAACUGCAUGGGCCACACACCUGAAAAGUCCAAGAGCUCGAAGCUUCAAGAAGUCAAAACUGCUAUGCUGCAGCGCCUCGAGGAGAAGGGCAUGAUCGAGCCUUUGAGCGCCAAUGCCCCAGACUUGCAGGCCUCAGCUUCAAAGCCAGACGAGGACUUUGACUGGGAUGCCCUUGCGGACAUGCUGCCCAAGCCCGUCUCCGAAGAUCUGAUUCCACCCGGCAAGGUCUUUGAGGACCUUUGCAAGUACUUCAACCUUGGCGACGCCGACCUGGAAGCCGUGGCUGUGGAAUUCGCGAGCUCUCUUGAAGACGGCGACUCUUGUCCAGCGUCAGAAGCUGAGGCCUUGCAGGCGCCAGCCCCCGA